Messenger RNA from Rhizophagus irregularis DAOM 181602=DAOM 197198, 528 nucleotides. The record is from RefSeq and is a predicted model, not a curated record. NCBI's taxonomy places the organism in Eukaryota, Fungi, Glomeromycota, Glomeromycetes, Glomerales, Glomeraceae.
AUGUCAGUCAAAUUCUCUUCGUCGGUUUCGCUAAUUUCUGUAAAAAGAUAUACGAUCGAUUUGCCAACAUUUUUAAUAAUUGGCGUUUUUAUAAUCAAUUAUUCUUUCGUCAUUCUUCCUAUAAAAAUCGGAUUUAAAGCACACAAAUUAUAUAAAAGAAGAAAAAGUAUAAUUUGCCAAACUAUAUAUGUAACUUUGAUAAGAACGAAGAAAUUCGUAGAUGACAAAGAAAUGAGACAACACAUUGAAAGGCACGUAACAACAAAGUUGCGAGAAGUCGCUUAUGCGCGUUUAGUACCGACUUCCACUCCUCAAAAUGGCAACAUUUUAUCCCUAAAAUAUUUGGUCAAACUGAUCGGUCUUAACGGUAAAGAAGAGUUGAUGAUUUCGGCGGAGAAUACUACCUCAGCGCUUUUUUUUUUCCAACAUCAAGUUCUUUUGGGUCAAAAUACACUUAAGUUAGAUGGAAGCAAUUGGCGUGAAAAAAUCCGGAAUGGCGAAAGUGUCGGAAAAAUUGAGGCAACUUAA